AUGCAGUACAGACUUUUGUUAGCAGGCGACAGAGCCGACUUCACCACGCUUGAACUCGACCUGAAGACAGGGAAAUUGAGCAUUCUUGCUAAUUAUGCAGCCCCCUUCAAUGCUUCAUGGGUCGAGCUAUCGUCAUCACAAAGGGGCCUUGAUCAACUUGUGGAUCACCUAAAAAGGGCUUGCACAAUUACCAGCCAGUCGCCAACUCUGGGGGCGCCAGGUCACUUCAUCAAGUUGCGUGAUAAUGCUGCACUGGCUCUUGGCACGUAUCUGGGAGGAUCUAUUGCCCUCUAUCCGAUUUCUAUGACAGACGAUGGCAAGAUGCUGCUCCAAAACGCUCCCCGAGCAGAAAUUCUACCGGACUUUCCAUAUCAGUCGGUUGGACACGGUCCUAACAAGGGCCGUCAGCAACAAUGCCAUGUGCAUCAAAUAUUGGAAGACAGCCGAGGCAUACUAUACGCCCCAGAUCUGGGAUCCGAUAGGGUUUGGAUACUUCGGCGUGACGGUGUUCAGCAUCUUGAAGUUUGCGGCUGGCUACAGUGCCCUCCCGGAACAGGCGCUCGACAUGCCGUAUUGACUCCCAAUGAGACGAUAAUGUACGUUAUUGGUGAACUCUCGCACACUGUUAUCGCCUUUGAUGUAUCAGCUGCCCCCGCAGACGGCAUUCCGCCGAUUGAUGGCUUCGCACCGAGUAUAAUCCCCCCGGAGGUUCACCCUGAUCAUCAAGGCAUGAUGGACUCUGCCGAAAUUUGUCUUCAUCCCUCCAUUCCUAAUGUUAUCUACGCCAGUAAUCGCUGGGAGAGGCACAUCGCGCAGCUUGAACCAUACCUCCGCAACGUGCCUCGUGAUCUACCGCCGGGAGAUGCAAUCGCUAUUAUUCUGCUCUCCAGCGAUGGCAGGAAGGUCAUCGACAUCAAGCAAGUACGGACGGGUGUUGAUGUCAUCCGUGGCAUGCGGCUCAGUGACGACGGCAGAUAUGUCGUUGUAGUCGGACAAGAAGGGGGUGGCGUGGAGGUCUAUGAAAUCAACGGGGACAAGGGAGACGAGUGGACUUUAAUAGCUGCCAUGAAGGAGGGAUUAGAGAACGGGAUAAAGCAUGCCAUUUGGUUAUAA
Messenger RNA from Aspergillus welwitschiae, 1113 nucleotides. Its product is annotated as putative isomerase YbhE. Gene Ontology annotation, molecular function: protein binding; 6-phosphogluconolactonase activity. NCBI's taxonomy places the organism in Eukaryota, Fungi, Ascomycota, Eurotiomycetes, Eurotiales, Aspergillaceae. The coding region runs from base 1 to 1113 and encodes 370 amino acids. The record is from RefSeq and is a predicted model, not a curated record. The transcript is spliced from 5 exons.